This is a messenger RNA of Mustela erminea (ermine), 5142 nucleotides long. It is a transcript of the gene ATP6V0A2, whose product is annotated as ATPase H+ transporting V0 subunit a2. The coding region runs from base 220 to 2784 and encodes 854 amino acids. Lineage: Eukaryota; Metazoa; Chordata; Mammalia; Carnivora; Mustelidae. Gene Ontology annotation, cellular component: plasma membrane; vacuolar proton-transporting V-type ATPase complex; vacuolar proton-transporting V-type ATPase, V0 domain. Gene Ontology annotation, biological process: vacuolar acidification; proton transmembrane transport. Gene Ontology annotation, molecular function: ATPase binding; proton-transporting ATPase activity, rotational mechanism. The transcript has 20 exons. The record is from RefSeq and is a predicted model, not a curated record.
GCGGGGUCUCGCGCGCGCUGUGGCGGCAGCGGCUGGAGGGGGCCCGCGGUGGCAGGACCGGGGGCGGCCGCUGCAGCCCGGAGCCCCCGAUGGUGCGCGGCGGCGGCCAGGCCGCAGGAGGAGCCCGAGGCCCCGGCCUCCCCGGCUGACCGCGCGGACCCGAGCGGCCCGGAGCCGCCGCCAUCCGUCCGGCCCCGGUGGGGCGCGGGCUGGCCCGCCAUGGGGUCCCUAUUCCGGAGCGAGACCAUGUGCCUGGCGCAGCUGUUCCUGCAGUCCGGCACGGCCUACGAGUGCCUCAGCGCCCUGGGCGAGAAGGGCCUGGUCCAGUUCCGAGACCUCAACCAGAAUGUAAGUUCCUUCCAAAGAAAAUUUGUCGGUGAGGUGAAGAGGUGUGAAGAACUAGAACGGAUAUUAGCGUAUUUGGUGCAGGAAAUUAAUAGAGCCGACAUCCCCCUUCCUGAGGGAGAGACCAGUCCUCCUGCACCACCUCUUAAGCAAGUCCUGGAGAUGCAGGAGCAGCUGCAGAAACUGGAGGUUGAGCUGAGAGAAGUCACCAAGAACAAGGAGAAGCUGAGGAAAAACUUGCUGGAGCUGAUCGAGUACACUCACAUGCUCAGGGUGACAAAAACCUUCGUUAAACGGAAUGUGGAGUUUGAGCCCACUUAUGAAGAAUUCCCUCCCUUAGAGAAUGAUUCCUUGUUGGACUACAGCUGUAUGCAGAGGCUGGGAGCGAAGCUGGGAUUUGUAUCCGGCCUAAUUAACCAAGGAAAGGUAGAAGCAUUUGAGAAAAUGCUGUGGAGGGUCUGCAAAGGGUACACCAUUGUGACCUAUGCGGAGCUGGAUGAGCCCCUCGAGGACCCUGAAACGGGAGAAGUUAUAAAAUGGUAUGUGUUUUUAAUAUCCUUUUGGGGAGAGCAGAUUGGCCACAAAGUUAAGAAGAUAUGUGAUUGUUACCACUGUCACGUUUACCCCUACCCGAACACCGCCGAGGAGCGGAAGGAGAUCCAGGAAGGACUGAACACCCGGAUUCAGGAUCUUUACACGGUGCUUCACAAAACCGAGGACUAUUUAAGGCAAGUGCUGUGUAAAGCCGCCGAAUCCGUCUACAGCCACGUCAUCCAGGUGAAGAAGAUGAAGGCCAUUUACCACAUGCUGAACAUGUGCAGCUUCGACGUGACCAACAAGUGCCUCAUCGCCGAGGUCUGGUGUCCCGAGGCCGACCUGCACGACCUGCGCCGGGCGCUCGAGGACGGCUCGAGAGAGAGCGGUGCUACGAUCCCCUCGUUCAUGAACACGAUCCCAACCAAAGAAACACCCCCGACUCUCAUCCGCACCAACAAGUUCACCGAGGGGUUUCAGAACAUCGUGGACGCCUACGGAGUUGGGAGCUACAGAGAGGUGAACCCAGCUGUCUUCACCAUCGUCACGUUCCCCUUCCUGUUCGCCGUGAUGUUCGGAGACUUCGGACACGGCUUCGUGAUGUUCUUAUUUGCCCUCUUGCUGGUGUUGAACGAAAACCAUCCCAGACUAAAGCAGUCACAGGAGAUCAUGCGCAUGUUUUUCAACGGCCGCUACAUCCUGCUGCUGAUGGGGCUGUUCUCGGUGUACACGGGCCUCAUCUACAACGACUGCUUCUCCAAGUCGGUCAACCUGUUCGGCUCCGGCUGGAACGUGUCCGCCAUGUACAGCUCCAGCCACGCCCCGGCGGAGCGCAGGAGGAUGGUGCUCUGGAAUGACUCCGUCGUCAGGCGCAGCAGGGUUUUGCAGUUGGACCCGAGUGUUCCUGGAGUGUUCCAAGGCCCUUACCCUCUUGGCAUCGAUCCCAUUUGGAACUUGGCCACAAACCGUCUCACUUUUCUAAACUCUUUCAAAAUGAAAAUGUCUGUGAUUUUAGGAAUUAUUCACAUGACUUUUGGAGUCAUUCUGGGAAUAUUUAACCACUUGCAUUUCCGGAAGAAGUUCAAUAUUUAUUUGGUUUCCGUCCCGGAACUUCUCUUCAUGCUCUGCAUCUUCGGGUACCUCAUCUUCAUGAUCGUCUAUAAGUGGCUGGUGUACUCGGCCGAAACCUCCAGAGUUGCCCCGAGCAUUCUGAUCGAAUUUAUCAACAUGUUUUUGUUCCCGGCUAGUGAAACAAACGGCCUGUACGCAGGGCAGGAGCACGUGCAGAGACUGCUGCUGGCCGUCACCGCGCUGUCUGUCCCCGUCCUCUUCCUAGGAAAACCGCUCUUCUUGUUGUGGUUGCACAACGGGCGCAGCUGCUUCGGAGUGAGCAGGAGUGGUUACACGCUUAUAAGAAAAGACAGUGAGGAAGAGGUUUCUCUGCUGGGAAGCCAAGACAUAGAAGAAGGAAAUAACCAGAUGGAAGAUGGAUGCAGAGAAAUGACAUGCGAAGAGUUUAAUUUUGGAGAAAUAUUAAUGACCCAAGUGAUUCAUUCCAUCGAGUACUGCCUGGGAUGCAUCUCCAACACCGCUUCCUACCUGAGGCUCUGGGCUCUCAGUUUGGCUCACGCACAGUUGUCCGACGUCCUGUGGACCAUGCUGGUGCGUGUGGGCCUCCGAGUGGACACCACGUACGGAGUCCUGCUGCUGCUGCCGGUCAUCGCACUCUUCGCAGUUUUGACAAUUUUCAUCCUUUUGAUCAUGGAAGGCCUUUCUGCAUUUCUUCACGCCAUACGCCUCCACUGGGUAGAAUUUCAGAACAAGUUCUACGUUGGUGCAGGCACCAAAUUUGUUCCUUUCUCAUUCAGACUGCUUUCGUCGAAAUUCAGUGACGACGUGGCAUGAUCACGUUGCUGUACCUAACGAGCUGUCAGAUUUAUGGAGAAUUAUCAUGUUACAGAAUUUCACUUACGUCAGAUUUAUGAUAGGAAAAAUUCCGUCUUCAUUGAUUGCCUUAUGAUAUAGCCAAAUAACUCUGUAAGAUAUACCUCUUCCUCUGUUAAAUAUUUUGUAAAGUUUAUCAACUUCAGAUCUCUAAAUUUCUUUCAGUUUUUACAAUGAGCAAAUAUAAGUGAAGGCCCAAAGUUACGUUUAAGUUAUUUUUAAAAAUACAGGCUUGGGGGAGAGAAGCAGUUUUGAACGGCUCAUUGAAAAUGGUCUUCGAUACUCAAUUCCUUUUUACCCUAUUAAAAAACAAAAAGUCAUUCUGUCGCUUGACGUUGUCAGAUAAUAUUUUCCAACAGCUGAGGUUAAGUAUAGUUUUUUAAAAAAUUUAAUGACGGAUAAUCAAAAGAUUCACGUUCUGCCUGAUUACAAGUAUGUAAACAUUUUUUUACUGUAUGCUGUCUAGGCCUGCAAGUAGGGGGCUGUUUCUACAAUUUUGUCUUGUUUUGAUAAUUGGGGAAAAUGGGAUAAAAUAACGAACAACAGAUGGUUAUCCCACUUGUAUAUUUUUAAAAAUAUUCUAAUCCUGUUAUCCUUAUGUAAAGCCAAUUAUGAGAAUUGUAUGUUUGAAAGAUAAAACUGUAUCCUGAGCCUUAAAACCCAGCGUGACUGUAGAAGAUACAAUGUGGAUGUGAUUUGAACUUCAAGACCAGUUUAGCUGAUGUUACUGAACCAAAAGGGGUUUAUAUUGAGUGAAGGGCAGAGCAAAAAGUAGUGUUUUGUAUAUUUUUAUAACAAAAUAUAAAUUAAGAUAUUUUACCAUGAAGAGAUUGCACCUCUCCUUGAGAACAGUAUGAUUAUAAUUUUUUACUUUCAGACUAAUUCUAAAUAAAGGUCUGAUAAAGGAAUUUAGAGUUAAUUUAAACUUUCAAACACUGUUCAGAUCAAUUGAAAAUUAAUUCUUAAUUAUCUGUAGUUUAAAUUCAUCUGUUCACGUGACAUUCGGUUUUGAAUGAAUGUGGGUCAGUCGUACUGAACAUUUUAACCUGUCCAGACAGUCCCUGACUUAACAAUCGUUCGAUUCAGUGAAUUUUGAUUGAGUGAUGGUGCAAAAGCCAUACACAUUCUUGUAAUUUCGAAUCUAGACCUUGUCGCGGGCUCCCGAUCCGCGGUCCUGUGCUCUCUUGUGAUGCGGGGUCGCGGUCACUGCUCCUUGUCAGCCCUGCGAUCACGAGGGUCCCAGACGCCCCCGAACCCUCACGGCUGAGCCGUCUGUUGCUGUCAGCGCCGGGAGUCAAGAAAUGACACGAGGGAGUCGACACUUCCUUAUAGAACAGGCUUCGUGGUGGGUGAUUUUGUCCAGCGGGAGGCUCGUGUUGUGCCCUGCGCACGCGGAAGGUGGGCCGGAGGUUGGCUGUGCUAGAUGCGUUUUCAACUUAGCAGAUUUUCAACUUACGCUGAGACCCCAUUGUAAGUCAAGGAAGAUUUAUAUUCUUGUAAAUUAUGUUCAUUUUUCGUAUUUUACUGUAGUUGAUUUUAGAUAAUUAUUUUCAUAAAGAAAUCUGCGGCGUUCUCACUUCCUUAACGUUCUGAGGAAGGCGCACGAGAAGGCCGAUUUGUCCCCGCACUGCUUCACCUGGCUGGUGGCAGAGGUUGGAAUUUACAUCACAAGCUGAGCUUCUGGGAGCCUGGAGUCGAAGCGUAUCUUCUCAGGGAACGUCAAGACCGGUUUGCUGAGAGGCAGGGACUGAGCACGCUGACCUGGGACUCCGCCAUGAAACCUUUCUAAGUGUAGUAAACGCGCCGGGCUGCUUCUAAGUGAGCCGGUUUGGAGGGGCUGCGUUUUGUCCCUCCUGUUACAGUGUCAGACCUAAAACGGUGCUGAUGAGGCUCUAGGAAUUGAUUCUGCCCUCAGAGUUCAGUUUCCCUGGCAAGGGGUAAUGUUGGUUGCACACUUCUUUGGAGGGGACACAAAAUCUCAGUAACGCUGCUCAGGUCGCAGACUUGUCCCUACCAGCUGGCAUCUUGAUUACUGCUUACUCCAAGGAACUGUGGUAAGAAAAUGGUAACUAAUUCAUCCCUGGGAAACCCCCGAUUUCAGGGCACCAUUAACUGAUUCGUAAACAAGGGACAUGCGGCGUCUGCUGGAAUCUUUUAGGGCCCCCUCUGGUAACUUGUUACGGGCCAGUUGGUCAUUCUUAAGGAACAGCUCUUAUCAGGAUAUAGAACAGAGAGGGCAGAGUCAUUUCUUAAAUUGAAACCUAUGUAGUAGUUACGUAAGCUACCUUAUUCUAUGAAAAAAAAAAAAAAAACAAACAA